Molecule: messenger RNA, 2561 nt
Organism: Arabidopsis lyrata subsp. lyrata
Lineage: Eukaryota; Viridiplantae; Streptophyta; Magnoliopsida; Brassicales; Brassicaceae
Product: regulatory protein NPR6
Exons: 2
Coding region: 990-2396 (468 amino acids)
Biological process (GO): plant organ development
Molecular function (GO): protein binding
Source: RefSeq, a predicted model, not a curated record
AAAAUUGGUCGAAAUCAAUUUUGCUAAAUUUCUCUACCCUUAUAGUGCACCGUUUUAAAUCGUUUGACUGCAUCACUAUGUGUAUAUUAAAUGCACCAACCACUUAUUUUCUUAUGGUAUCUCCCUAAAUCAAUUUGUUUGCAUCGAAAGCCCUCAUUUUAUUAGCAUUAGGUGACGCACGAACCCAUGUAUAGAUGUCUAUAUGUAUAAUAUUAUAUCGUCGAUUAAGUUUCACAUAUGUCGUGAACCAAGCCAAAAGACAGUUUCCAAAGGCUCUUUUUCUUGAUUUUAUUUUCCUUGCAAACUAAUUAAGUACGUGAUUAUGUAUACGACUAAGUGUUACGUGACACACGGGGUUGAUUUGGGUCCUUACUUAGUCGGCAGCUAAUGAUAUUUACAUAUCUUAUGAUUAUUAAAUACUUAAUGAGUUAAUUUCUAAUUUUUAAAUUCACAAAACUAAUCAUUUCUUCCUUUUCCAUAUUCCAUUCCCCCCAAAUGGAUACGGCCCAUACUUCUAUGCUUAACAUACCCUUUUCUCACUUUGUCAUAUCUCUCUAAACUCUAAUUGCUGAUUUCCUUCUGAUGACAAAAAAAAAUCAAAUACUACAAAACUCCAAAUGCUACUAGCCAAUAAAUAAAAGCACAAACGUCGACAUUAAUCAUUUUAUUAUAAAUUAAAUUCGAGACCCCCCGGUCCGCCCAUUCAGAUCUCUGUCUCUUUCUCUCUCUAUAUCUCUAUCUACCCACAAAGUAACCAAUCUUCUAAACACUAUAGUCUCUCUCUCUCUCUCUCUUUUUCAUCUUCUCCAUAAGCUUCUAAAGAUAAAAGCUUGUGACCCUUCUUCACUUAUAAAUUUUUGCUUAAGAAAGAAAACUCUUUUCUUCAUCUUCUAUAGCAUAAUAAAAUCAAAGGAUACGACCUUUUUUUACAUUGUUUCUUUUAAAACCCUAAUUUGUUUUCCAAGAAGAAUCAAAGAAAUAAAGGAGCCAUGAGCAGUACUUUCGAAGAAUCCCUCAAAUCUAUGUCGUUGGAUUACCUAAACCUCUUAAUCAACGGUCAAGCUUUCUCUGAUGUCACUUUCAGCGUCGAAGGCCGUUUAGUCCACGCUCACCGUUGCAUCCUCGCCGCUCGUAGCCUCUUCUUCCGCAAGUUCUUCUGCGAAUCUGAUCCUUCGCAAACCGGAGCUGAACAGGCUAACCAAACCGGAUCAGGAGCCAGAGCAGCUGCAGUGGGAGGAGUGAUACCGGUUAACUCGGUCGGUUACGAAGUUUUCUUACUUCUACUUCAGUUCUUAUACAGUGGUCAAGUCUCAAUUGUACCACAUAAGCACGAGCCAAGAUCGAAUUGUGGAGAUAGGGGAUGCUGGCACACGCAUUGCACUGCAGCCGUCGAUCUCUCUUUAGAUAUCUUAGCCGCCGCUCGAUAUUUUGGCGUCGAGCAGCUCGCGUUACUUACGCAGAAACAUUUGACAAGUAUGGUGGAGAAAGCCUCCGUUGAAGAUGUGAUGAAAGUGCUGAUAGCUUCAAGAAAGCAAGACAUGCAUCAAUUAUGGACCACUUGCUCUUACCUAAUCGCCAAAUCCGGUCUUCCACAAGAGAUUCUAGCCAAACAUCUCCCAAUCGAACUUGUAGCCAAGGUUGAGGAGCUCCGUCUCAAAUCUUCAAUGCCUCUUCGUUCCCUAAUGCCUCACCACCAUGACCUAACCUCGUCUUUAGACCUCGAGGACCAGAAGAUCAGGAGGAUGAGACGUGCAUUGGAUUCCUCCGAUGUCGAGCUUGUGAAGCUAAUGGUGAUGGGAGAAGGACUCAAUCUAGAUGAGUCCCUAGCUUUGAUUUACGCCGUUGAGAAUUGUAGUAGAGAGGUUGUGAAGGCACUUCUUGAGCUUGGAGCAGCCGAUGUGAACUAUCCCGCCGGUCCCACAGGGAAAACCGCUCUUCACAUUGCGGCUGAAAUGGUCUCUCCGGACAUGGUGGCUGUCUUACUUGACCACCACGCUGACCCAAACGUGCAGACUGUGGAUGGAAUCACUCCUCUCGACAUCCUUAGAACCCUAACGUCGGAUUUUUUGUUCAAGGGGGCGAUUCCUGGAUUGACUCAUAUUGAGCCCAAUAAGCUCAGGCUUUGUCUCGAGCUGGUCCAGUCCGCGGCAUUGGUUAUAUCACGCGAAGAAGGAAACAAUACCAGUAACGACAACAACGCAAUGAUCUACCCUAGAAUGAAAGACGAACACACGAGCGGAAGUAGUUUGGAUUCAAGAUUGGUUUAUCUGAAUCUUGGGGCUACAAAUCGGGAUCUUGGGGAUGAAAAUAGCAAUCAAAGGGAAGGAAUGAAUCUGCAUCAUCAUCAUCAUGACCCAUCAACGAUGUAUCAUCAUCACCACCACCACCAUUUCUAGGUCUUUGUAGUCCAUAUCAUCCCUUUUUGAUAACCAUCAUCCUUUAAUUAAGAUAAACAUAUUCAAUAACUAAUUAAUUUGUUGUUAUGAUCUUUUUUUCUUUAUAUAUGGCAAUGCGAACAAAUUUAAACGUUAAUGACAUGGAGAGUGGAAGGAGAACACAAA